Molecule: messenger RNA, 9555 nt
Organism: Adineta ricciae
Lineage: Eukaryota; Metazoa; Rotifera; Eurotatoria; Adinetida; Adinetidae
Source: the annotation of a GenBank genome assembly
AUGGUGUUCCAACAUACAAACAAACUCAAAUUCGAUCUAUGGAAGGGUGAUGUUGUUCUGCAAGAUCUCUAUCUCAAGCCUGAUAUUCUCACUGAAUUCAACCUUCCGAUUACGAUCAAGAAGGGUUAUCUUCGAAAACUAUCUCUUCAUAUAUCAUGGAAACAUUUCUAUGCGCAUCCGAUCAGAAUCAAUAUCGAUGGAUUUUAUGUCCUUGCUGAACUCAAGACAGAUGUGAAAUAUAAUGCAGAACAGGAAGAAAAAAAGCAAUACAAGGCGAAAAUGAAAGAAGUACAUAAGGUAGAAGAGUUUCGUAAAGCACAGGAAGAAUUCGAACGAGCAAAACGAUUGCCGAAAGAUCAGAAUACACACCUCGAACGUUUACGAUUACAUCUUAUGCGUCAUCUUGAAAUAUCCAUAAGCAAUAUUCACCUUGCUUUUGAAGAUGCGAAAACAAAAGUUGAGCAUCCAUUUACAUUUGGCAUUACGUUGAAUUAUAUUAAAUUUCAUACAACGAAUGAGGAGUGGAAUCAGAUCUCAACAUCUUCCGAUGAUUCAGCGAUUGUUUACAAGUUCGGCGAAUUGAAUGCUCUGUCGAUCUACUGGAAUUCAAAUAUCAAAUCAAAAUUAUCGGAAGAUAAUCUUAUUGAUGAAUUGCAUGCAAAGAUUAUGAGAAAUGAUGGAGAAGUCAUUGAAAACAUGUCUUAUGUUUUACAACCACUCAAUAUUGAAAUGAAGUUACAAAUUGCAUCGAUACCAAGUGAACAGGAGCAUGUGCAACCUGUUCUCGAUGUUCAAGUUGAUUUCGGAAAGUCUUAUUUCAACAUCAACCGUAAUCAGUAUAUCGAUCUUCUCGAUCUUUUCGAACAUUGGGACUAUAUCACAUUACAAUCGAAAUACAUAAAAUACUAUGAAACGGUCGAGUCAGACAAUCCAAAGAUAAAACGUUGGAAGUUUGCCUAUGCCGCAAUUCUCAACGAAGUUGUUCGGCCACGUUUAUCCUACCAUCAGUGGGAAAAUAUGCGAGAAAAUCUCAAUCGCUGUCGCGAAUACAACGCUCUUUAUUUAAAAAAGAAGACCGACCAAGCAACAAAACAGGAAAAAGAACGCAUGCGUGAGUUGGAAAAACUACUUGAUGCUCUGAAUUUAGUUUUUAUUCGGCGAAAUAUUGAUCUUGAGAUCAAAAAGAAAAAAGUUGAACAAAAACAUAAGUCAACAUGGGAAUGGCUGUCUACGUGGUGGAAUAAUGCAUCAAACAACGACAAUUUCGGUUUAGAUCAAGAAGAUGUAAUGACCAUUGACGAGGAGGUAACCUUGUACAGUUCUAUUGACGACAAAGAUAUUUCGCAAUCGCCAACUUGCUCCGAAGAGUACGUGGAUAUGAAAUUAGCAAUUCGGCUGGAUUUACUCCAGAUCAACAUUUGGUCGACUCUGAAUGAAAAUGAUUCACAGUUUGUUCGCAUUACGCAGAUUGAUGUAUUGAAUACGAAUGUACAAUACCAACGACGUCCAGCAACUUCCGCUUUUCUGACUAUCGUCGAUAUUGAUGUACUGGAAAUUUAUGGUGUUCAAACGGACAAUCCUACUCCGAAAUUACUUCAAUUGACGAACAAGUCCCAAAAAGUAGUCCACAUUGAAUUUGAAACAGAUAUAGCAAAAACAAAUAUUGAUUUUCGAGUUCAUGCCAAGUCACCAACGAUUGGCAUCGUUUAUGAUGCAAUGACUAUGAAUAGUCUCGUGGAUUGUUUUUAUCCAGGUGUUUAUCGUGACUUAAAAGGAGUUAAGAAGAAAAUCUAUUCGAUGUACAUGGAUAUUCGACAUCGAAUGCGAUUCCUACUUGAUUAUAAUAUUCGAAAUAUAAAGAAUUUGGAUAUUGAUAUCGAUCUUCAAUCGAUUUAUUUCAUUCUACCUGAAAAUGGUGUUUAUCGAUCGGCUGAUUGUUCGUUGGCUUGUUUCGACUUCGGACAUUUGAAGAUGCAAGGUGGCCGUGAGGAAACUACAGAUCAGAUCGACGAGGAAACAUUCGAAGAUGCUCAAAGUCAUCUGGAUAUUCUUGAUUCCUCUUACGUUCCCAUAAAAGUUCAAUUGGAAGAUAUUCGAUUCUUUUAUUCUCUAUCCAAUGAAAAUUGGGGAAAUCUUCAAUGUGAUCGAAAUUCUCCAAUAUAUCUGAUUCAACCGUAUACCAUCAAUGUGGAUAUAAACAAAUGUAUCUACGUCAAUGAUCCUGUCCUACCACUUUGGAAAAUCAACGUCAAUGUUUCGUCUGUAAAUUCUCGUUUGUCAGAUGAACGUAUUUUUGGCAUAAUGAAACUGAUUCGUUCGAUUCCAUUACCGCAAUUGGAAAACAUGCCGAGAGAGAAAUAUACUAUCGAAGAAUUAUUCGUCAUCGAAGACACACAACCAGAAAAAAAUACGAAGAAACUCUUUCAAACGGUUGAAAACAUGGCAAGAUUGAAAAAGAAACUACAAAAUGACGAUUUGGAUGCACAACCAACGGAAGUCGAUGGCACUUUAAAUAUCCCUUACAUUGAUAUUCUUUUUCAAAAAUCAACUUCUGAUCAAAUCCAACCAUUCGUUCGCUUUUCAUUCAUAUCGCUCACUGCUCAAACAACGAUCAAAACAUUCCAUAUCGAUUUACAAGCCUCUCUGACAGACUUUCUCAUCACUCACGAACAGUUUCUUACUUCGACCAACGAACCACUUCGUUUAUUCUCCACUGCAGAUAAAAAUAACCUACUCGACAUGAAAUGUUUGCUUACUUCGCCGGAAAAUCCAUCAUUCUAUUCCGCUCCUUACAACCAAAUUGAAAAUAAAGUUCACGUACAGCUCAGCAAGCCUCUUGCCAUGUUACAAAUCGAACCACUGGCAUCAAUUGUCCUGUUUCAAAAUAAUCUGCUGUAUAAAAUAUCGAAAUUACCAUUGCAAAAGAAUCUGCCGUCGAACGUUGAAGCAACGACCGACAACGGAAAAUAUUACGAAAAGCGGCCCACGUCAAAGUUCGAAAUUCACCUCGAUCAAUUUCGCAUCAUCAUCGGCACCGAGUUCUCGCAACUACUCGACAUUCACUUUCGUGAUUUCUCCCUCGAUAUAACUCAGACGAUUAAAAAAUUUGCAAUGAAGCUCAUUCUUACCGACCUUCACAUACACGAUCUACAUGCUCAAACUCAAUAUCGAAACACCAUGAUCCAAGAAAGUCCGGACAUACAAGUUUUAUAUCUCGAUUUCAUCGCGUACAACCAUCCGAAAAUUUUCAAGAGAAAACUGCAUGACGUUGAUUACAAUAUUAAAUUGUAUUUGAACAAAAUGCGUCUCGUCUUGUUGUAUAAAUAUAUUGACAUAAUUCUCAAUGCGUGGAACGCUUUUCAACCGAAACGAGCCAAUGUUUCUCCCGUCGUGCCGAACACAUUCGAGGAUAUGGUUGAUAAAUUUCAAAGGCAAAAUUUGAGAAUCUGCUUCGAUGUUAUUCUUAAUGCGCCGACAAUUUUCCUUCCAGUGGAUACUCACUCCAGAGAAGGAAUUUUCAUUGAUCUUGGUGAAUUGACGUUACAAACGAAGCCAUCGGACAACCAUCCAAACCAAUCAGUAAUCGAACGAGAAGAGCUUAUUUUUACGGAUUUUCACAUCUGCCAUCGUCAUCUCAAUGACAAUAACGAAAUUUCAAGUGACACGGUUCUUGUCCAAUGCGAAGAUUUUCACGCAUGGAUACAACGUGUAUUAUAUUUAGGCGAAAGUCAAACGCAACCAGAAAUUUCCAUCAAAAUCGAGUGGAAAACCAUUGAUGUGACUAUAUCAAACGAAGAUUAUUCGUGUGUUAGGAGCAUAUUGAAGAGAAAUUUCUCGGAAAAAGUAUCUCUGCAAUCGUUCGAGCAGCAAAUACUUGAGGAUGAACCAACCGAAGUGAUUCGUACCCAGCGAACGAUUGUAAAGGAUUCAAAGAAGAUGCAAGUUGAUUUUGAAAUCGACAGAAUUACGUGUGUCCUUCGGUUUAAUCAAGAUAAGUUUCUUCGAACGAUUAUUCAAACAGUCGAAGCUCAUUUUCAACAACUCUCCGACGCUAGUUACAACGCCAAAGCUCAAAUUCAACAGAUUAUUCUAGAUGAUACACAUGAAACACAUCUGUUCAAUCGUAAUUCUCAUGUCAGUCCCCAAACACCAAUGUUUCUGGCUACCAUUGAAUUUGUAACGAAUAUUCGACACGUGAACAUUCAAUUGGAAAGUUUCUAUCUGUGGUUGACUCCUGACUGCUUGGAAACAUGGAUCAUGUUCUUCACUUCAACUCAAUUCAUAAUUAAAGAAGAACAAUCGCAGAUAGUGACAAUGACGGAUAACGUGCCAUUACCCGCAAAAUGCGUUUCACGAUAUCAUCAUCAGCAGCAAGAUUCAUCAUCGAUAUCAUCUUCGUCGAAGAGCACGUUGCCAUCCGAUAUUAUAACAAAAAUUGAGAUUCUGGUUAAAACUUCCCAGUUAUCCUGGUUGGAAAGUCAACCGAGUUCAAAUCCGGAUUGCCUUGUUCUUGAUUUCAUGUUUCAAAUGCAAUUGAACAUUGCCUUUGGAGAAACUCAAUUGCAUAGUUCCAUCAAGGAUCUUCGUGCGUACCUUUCGAAAUUUGCUCAUUUGAAAGAUUGGAAAUUUCAAUCUCGUGUUUUACAACCAACAAGUAUCGAUGUCGUUUUAAAUAGGAAAACAACGGAUGAAAAUUUCGAUGUUUCUAUCGAAAAUAUGCUUCUUAAUAUCUCUCCAGUCUUAGUUCGAAUGGUUGGUAUUUGGAUAAAGUUGAUAAACGAGUGUAAAGCAACGACCUUGGCAGUGGGCUCAAAGCAACAAAUGGAAACAUCUCUAUUCGAUCCAAAACCAUUUAAAGAUGGGUCAUUCUGGUUUCUAAAAGAUACGGAAGUCAAACAGGAAAUGAUCGAACAGAGAGAUAUUCUAGAACUAGCAACUGGAACUCCGAUGGAAAACAAAACUAUAAUUGAAGAAGAAGAGAAAAGUACUAAUCAUCGCACAUCACAACAUUUUGACUUGAAUCUGAAACUCAUCGAAAUCAAGUGCGAAUUUGCUGGUAAUUCAAUGGUAAAAGAAGCUGUUGCGCUGUGUCUUUCGGAUCUGUCUGUUGACAUUCGAAAUUGGUCGAGUAAUAUGAGUUGUUCUUCACGAAUUCAUCUUGAAUUAGCUGUUUUCAACGAUCGUACACUUGCAUGGGUGCCAUUGAUCGAACCAGUGGUUGAUGAGCGCGGCGAAAUCGUUUCUCCUUGGUAUCUGACAUGUUCGACUGUAGUAAAUGAAAAUCAAAUGAGAUAUCCAUUGAAGCAUCCGGUUGUUGAAGAAGAACGAUCUGUGCGGCCUCACAGAUUAGGAUGUUUGGGUCAUCAGAAUUCAUUAUGCGCUACUGAAGAACAGUCCAAAGAUAUCGCAGAUAGCCUUAAUGCAAAAACCAAAAUUCAUAUACGUGCCGAACAUUUCUUGAGUAUGAUAUUGACGAAAACAAGCUUCGAUCUCAUUCAACGUCUGACGACAUCAUAUAUGAAUGCUUACAAUAAUAAAUUAUCAGUCAAUGAAGAUGGACCGAUGCUGUCCGUACACAAUUUAACAGGUUAUGAGGUUCUUCUUGAUGAUGUCAAAGAUUUCGAAAUGAUGGAUCAGUCAGAAAUACCGAUCCAACUGCAACAUGGAAAUUCAAUUUCGAUGACCAUUCCAAAAGAGCGAUUAUCGGCAACACAUCUUUCUGCAAUUACCGAUCACAAUAGUAGGAAACAACAAGAUCUAUCUAUUCAAUUGAAAAUGAAUAAUACGAAUACACAAGUCAAUAUGAAUUAUGCCACGAAACGAGUGUAUCAAUUAAGUCCAUCUGUUAUACCCGAUUGGCCCGUCGAAUUACUUUGCGAUUCUCAUAUUUACAAUAACUCUCGACGAUUAGUUCUUAGUUCCAUUGUUAAAGUUUACAAUCGGACUGUUUUGCCUCUGAUGAUCUUGGAUAUUGAUUCGAUUGAAACGAAAAGCUAUCGAACAUUGUGCCGAGUGGAUGCAAAUGAUGAAUGUUAUCUUCCCAUCGAACCUCUGUACAUACGUUCAACUUCUCGACUAUUUAUCAGCUCAGAUGAAACUGAUUUUAUUUCAUUCGACUGGAGAAAUGAAACUGCCGUCGAUCGUCGAUUGAAGAGAGAAAACAGUGAAGAAAUACACCUUGUGAUACGGAAAGAAACUAUCAAUGCAUAUCUCGGAAAUACGGAUGAGUCGAGUCGAGCUUGUUUUCAUAUUUAUAUUCAUCAUACUCUUCGUUUAAUUAAUCUCUUGCCUAUCGACGUUCAAUGCCUAAUUGAUUCGAAUAGUCCAAUCGAUCUGAAACCAAGUGAACUUCACCAUAGUACAUCCGGCAGUAAACAAUCUGUACUUACUUUUCUUAUUCCAUCGUACAACAAUAUGAAGUGGGUUUCAGAAGCAAUUGAUUUAACCACUAAAGGACACGGUAAUCACAAUGAACAUUUGGUAGUUUUCCACGAAGCUCAAUCAAAUGAGAUAUUGAGAAUGAUCUUGCGUGUUGAUACGUAUCAAGGAUCAUUUCGUGCGGUCUUGUAUUCACCAUUUUGGAUCGUUAACUGUACGAAUCUUGAACUGGAAUUUAAGAUUGAAAACGAUAUAACUCUAGUCAAUGUUAGUGACUCACCGUUUUUCGUUUGUCCAAAGAAAAUUGAUAACGAAGUGCACAAUCGAAAAGCACAUGUUCGCGUCCACCCUGCUGAAGAGGAAGACAACGGUUCUACAUCUCAAUGGUCGGAAGAUUUCACUCUUUAUGUUAUUUCUAGUGCGGGUGUAGCGAAUUGCAAAGUAUCUGAUGACCGAACCUAUAUGAUUUGUGUUCAUAUAACAACAACUUCAUUUUGCAUGACCAAAAUUAUCAAACUGUCGUCCUCUAUGGCUAUUAUCAAUAAUUCCACGAUUGAUCUUGAAGUUAACGAACCCGUGCUGGGAAUUCAAGACAAUAAAUGGCACGGAGUCAAAUCCAAUGAAAUCAUCCCAUUUUGGCCACAGAAUGUCAAAGAAGGUGUUAUGUGUGUUCGAUAUGCGAAUAAGCCAAACGUAUCAUCACUGAAUUUUCCAAUGUAUGAUCGACAUCAAACAUUGCUACGCAUGGAUGAUGAGGAUCGUUCGAGUCUUCGUGUAGAAGUAUCGGUGAUUGAAUCUUUGGGUAUUCACAUCGUUUUCAGUGAUUAUCAGCAUGGCGAUGCACCUGUUUUACUUGUCAAUUGUUUAAGAAAUCGAUCAAUUGUGUAUUAUCAACAAGAAGAUCCAGAAAUGGUAAAUUUGUUACCCCAACAUUACGUUUAUUAUACAUGGACUGAUAUGUUCAAACCGCGUAAAUUGACUAUUGCAUGUGACAAUCAGCACAUCACCCUUGAGCUUCUCCCUGAUUGCGGUUGUUUGGAAGCAAGCAGUACGAAUCGUGUGUUCUACACUGUAUUUCGUGAUGGUCCUCAAACGAUUGUCAUUUUCGCAGAAGAAAUUUCGGUGAUCAAGUCCGUUUCAGACUUUGCCAAUGGAACUCUCUCUCCGAACAACUUAAUGGAUCAAUAUAUUGACAUUAGUAUUCAUGAAAUUGGCCUGUCGAUUGUCAAUGAUCUCACACAUCAAGAACUCAUUUACUUAACGAUCAACAAAUCGAAGGAGAUGUGGACAGAAACUCGGCAAUCGGUGAUAGAACCACUUUCCGGAAGACUCAAUCAUCGACUGGAAAAGAAAUAUCGCGCUCACGUCAAAUCAAAUGAAUCUGAAAUGGAGAGAAAAACAUAUCAUGUCGGUAGACAUCGCCGUGCUUCAUUCAUGGGAAACUCGGCGGAUAUUAUCGAUCAAAACGAUCGACGGAUACGAAUUCAACGCCAAUCACUUGAUGGACUACGAUUUCGAUGUAGUUGGUCAACGACAAAUGUUGCUUAUCAUCUACGCAUCAAUCAUAUUCAAGUCGAUAAUCAACUAGAGUAUACGUUGUUACCAGUAAUCCUUCGUCCGGUAAAUUCACCUACAGGGCAGAAGCCAUGUAUUGAACUGAGUGCUUUGAAAAUAAUCAAUACACGCUCGAAUACUGUUUAUUUCAAAUAUUUCAAAAUCGUGUGCCAAGAAGCGAUGGUGCGUCUUGAUCAAGGUUUAAUGGAUGCGUUUCUUACAUUCAUCGAAACGGAAGAGGUGGGUUUUUUCACAAAAACGAUAAAUUCGCAUGUUGAAUAUUUACAGAAAUCGACAAAACUGACGAUCGAUAUGAAUUCGGACUUAAAAGCACUUAGAAAAGGCUUUGAGAAGCUUGUUGAAAAACAAUCGAAUGAAACAAAAAUGUACUUUGGUUGUAUCCAUGUCUCCCCAAUAAAAAUCCAUGUCAGUCUGUCAUCGAACGGCCCCAAGCCAAAUCAAUUCGUUCUUGUCGAUUACCCGUCAAUUGACUAUUUCAUUCAAAUAUUAAAUUAUGUGAGAGUUCACGAUAUAAUUUUGAAGCUGAAUUACUACGAACGAGAAAACGAUCGAUUUACCUUCAAUAAAUUGAUAGAUGAGGUUUAUGAGCAUUAUUUGAAUCAAAUUUGGAAGCAAGUGUAUGUCGUCCUACUGGGCCACGAUGUACUUGGAAAUCCUUUUGGAAUCAUUCGGGAUGUUGCUCAUGGUGUGAAAGCACUUUUCCACGAACCAUAUAAAGGUGGUGCUAUCAAAGGUCCACUUGGAUUUGCUGAAGGAAUGGCCGUAGGAACAGAGCAUUUAAUUGGUUCAGCUGUAGGCAGCGUUGCUGGCGUGGGUUCCAGACUCACGAAUGUCAUUAGUAAAGGUUUAGCUACAUUAACAUUUGAUGAAAAUUAUGUAAAUAUUCGCACUCAACGUAAGAAAUCUCGCAAACAAACGACAUCAGAUAUUGUCAAUGGUGGAAAAAGCGUUGCUAAGGAUGUUGUACAUGGUGUGAAAGAUGUUGUUAAAAAACCAAUAGCUGGUGCUAAAGAAGAGGGUGCUGCAGGUCUAAUGAAAGGAUUAGGUAAAGGUUUUCUCGGCGUCGUCGCGCGGCCAACAAGUAGUGUUGCUAAUCUGACUAGUACAUCGUGUGACGUUCUCAAACGGACUGUGACACACGGCGAUAUUAUUCAUCGUAUUCGACGCUCGCGACAUAUCGGCACUGACUUUCUUAUCCGACCUUCGAUCGCUGAUGAAGCAAAAGGUCGUUUUAUUUUCAAUAGACUUGAUAACAAGAAAUACAUUCAGUCAGAUGACUAUAUUGCUCAUAUAAAUUGUCUCGAAAAUAAUGUACUUGGUUGGUUUAUGAUCACAUCGAAACACAUUAUGUUCAUCAAAGAUACGUCACAUAGUUCUGAUGUCUACGGAAUUGAAUGGCACUUUCAAUAUAAAGAAUUAAACGAAGCGCCGAAGAUGAAUUUUCUGUUGAAUCAAAUCGAAAUCAAUUUAAAAGAAGCUAAAUUACGUCGAAGAAUUAACAGACACCGAGAACGUGAAAAGAUUAUUUCGUUUGAGGAUCUUGGUGACGCUCGAUAUAUUGUUGAUCGAAUUACAGAAAUAAUGCACGCAAUUGAAUUAUAA